GUCAUGUUGAAUUUUCAGAAGCCAGACUCGCAAACAUCAGGAAAGCAUGCCUCCACUGUCUAUACUGGUUGUGAUGAUGAAUACUGGGCAUUGAAAAAAAUCAAGAUCAUUGACUUUGGAAGAACACUUGAUUUGAACCUAUUUCCCAGUGGCCAAAAAUUCAUAGCAGGCUGGAAUACCAAUGUGCAUGAUGACCCUCCUCAGACCCUUCGACAUGGCGAAUGGGAGCCUUGGAUCCUAGACUAUUGGGGUAUCGCGAAAGUUAUCUACUGCUUAUUGUUUGGACAGCACAUGCAAGUUGUCCCUGCCGGAGGACAAUGGGUCAUAAAGCAAAACUUGAAACGAGGAUGGCAUACGCCAAUUUGGAAGAAGACGUUCAACAUAUUGCUGAAUCCAACUCAAAAUCUACCCAUGACCAGCUUGUUGCAGGAAUUACAAGAAGAGAUGCAAACCUAUUUGAUAAGAAGAGAUGAGCAAUCCAAAAAGAAAUUAUCAAACAUGCUAACAGAACUGGAAAAUGUGUUGAAAUAAAAGAGUUGAUUCUGUCGAUAUAUAUAUUACAUUUUUAAGAAAGCCUACACUGUACAAGAACACCUGCUUUCUAUGCAACUACGCUCUGAUCUGGAACUUGCCAGCUUUUGUCACACUUCUAACACCUUUGUAUGGCUUGUAUCCUUCUCUGAAUAGUCGCAACGUAUCCACCUUCAGGCCAGAUACAGCAUACAUGCUAAUUUGGAACUGCAACAUGAUGGUGGUACCCGUUUCAUGAGUUGCAGAGCUGAUAAAAAUGUUAUUAUUAAAAUCUAAGAACGUUGCGUGCACAUUUACUUUCGCUACAUACCCGUUGCUGUAGGUUCCCGAUAGCAUUGGUGUUCGAUCACGAACUUGAAUCUUGGAAAUCUC
This is a messenger RNA of Umbelopsis ramanniana AG, 903 nucleotides long. RefSeq lists its product as uncharacterized. Gene Ontology annotation, biological process: mitotic spindle assembly checkpoint signaling. NCBI's taxonomy places the organism in Eukaryota, Fungi, Mucoromycota, Umbelopsidomycetes, Umbelopsidales, Umbelopsidaceae. The coding region runs from base 4 to 531 and encodes 175 amino acids. The record is from RefSeq and is a predicted model, not a curated record. The transcript has a single exon.